CGAAACAAAACAUCAAAGUCGCCGAAUUCGCAGAAAACAUGGUCCAGAAAAGCUCUAGCUGGGAUAUCAUGCAAAACAAACAAAAUUUGAAACAGAGAUUCGAAGAACUUCGAGGAAUCCAAGCUGCACAACACCAUCAGACCUCGUUCAUCAAGUUUUACCCUACUCCUGUUGUGAACUUUAAUCUGGGCGACAUCGCCACCAAAGACAUGGCAGACGCAAGUCAGUCCACUCUAGAGGAACUCAAUCAAACUCUACAGGCUGGUGUAGAAGCAAAGUUCAUUUUGUUCCCCAAAACACCUGAUGGAGAAAUAAGUUACCAGCUUGAUCUUAAGCAGAAAACUGAAGUCACGAUAGAACCAACUAGAGAUGUCAUACAAAUCACUGUCUGCGAGACAAAAAACGGUACAUUGGAAGUGAGCUUUAUACCCCAAAUUCCUGGCUCGUACAACAUUGAGGCAAAGAUUAAUGGAGAUACACUUGCUAACUGUCCUUUCACUGUUGAGGUGAAAGAGCGUGAACUUACUGUGGGCAGCGAAUUGGAUCUGAAGUUAUUAGAAGGAGACCGGAUCGGAAUUCUGUGGGGAAUCGCGGUCAACACGACACGGAAGAUUGUCGUCACUGACUUUGAUAAAGACUGUGUUUACAUAUUUGACAAAGAAGGUAAAUGCCUGAGAAAACUUGGAAGUAAAGGAAACAAUGCGGUGAUAUUCAACGGCCCAAUCGGUGUGACAUCUUUCAGUGAUGACGAGAUACUGAUUGCAGAUACAGCUAACUGCAGAAUGCAGCAGGUUAAUAUCCAGACAGGAACUAUAGUGAAAGCUUUUGGAAAAUUUGGUGUAGGAAAAGGAGAGUUUUCUGCCCCGUGGGACGUUUUCUUGGAUGAGGAGAGCCGCAUUGUUCUAACCGAAUUUGGCGCUAACAGGAUACAGGUGAUGUCACAUGAGUGGGAGACUAUUUCCAUCUUUGGAAAUAGCGGCCCAGAAAAACUAAACCGCCCGAUGAGCUGCGUUUCUUGCCAAAAGAUGUUUUUCGUCUGGGACACUGACAACCAUUGUAUUAAGAUUUUCCAUCAGACAGGAACCUUCCUACACAAGUUUGGCAAAAAAGGGAAUCAAGAUGGACAAUUAAACAAGCCGUAUGCUUUGCUUAUAGACAGCUCCAAUAAUCUUCUUGUAUGCGAUACGAUCAAUAAUCGAGUUCAGCAGUUUUCCUUAGACGGUCGCUUCACAGGCAAAAGUAUCACUCAUAUCCAAAGCCCUCGAGGAAUAGCAGCAACACCCGAUGGACGUAUUCUCGUGACUACCCCUAAAAAAGUCUUUGUAUUAAAGUAGCUUCUUUAACGGACAUUUUUUUUUUCUUCGUGGUUCAUAUUCUUAUUCUAAUAACCGGCCAGACUGAUUAUUUCCCUAUGCACAAUAAUUAUAAAAUUAAACGAGACUUACCUGUAAGUUGAAGUUUGAUUGUAAUUCUAUGAGUCAUCAGUCAGGAACGAAGGAGUCACACAAAACGCCUGAUAUGCAAGGAAAAUCCAAGCCACUAUUACCUUCCACGUUUCCUGAUCAGCAAGCAUACAAGCACUGAUCGGCAGCACGCAUGCGCAUCUCAUGUGACUCCGUAGUGACUCAGACUGAUGACGUAAUAGAAUCUGAGUUUGAGCAGCUCAUUCAUCUUGAAUGAAUAUAUAUAAUCACACUAGCUAAGUGUGAUUAUACAUAUUCAUUCAUUUAAGUGUGAUUAUAUAUAUUCAUUUAUAAUAUAUAUUUUAUAUAUAUUAUAAAUAUUUGCACCUGGUAACUUAGACAAACAUAAUUCAGCUUUGCCGUCUGCAUGUUUAAAACCAAACAUCUAAGGAGCAUUAUACAUUUUCAUACAGAGUAAGGUGGACGCUCUUACUAAGAUUUUUUCUUCAAAGAAUUCAUACUAGUCCUAGAGAGGGUAGAAGA
Messenger RNA from Stylophora pistillata, 1946 nucleotides. RefSeq names its product E3 ubiquitin-protein ligase TRIM45. Gene Ontology annotation, molecular function: zinc ion binding; protein binding. The record is from RefSeq and is a predicted model, not a curated record. NCBI's taxonomy places the organism in Eukaryota, Metazoa, Cnidaria, Anthozoa, Scleractinia, Pocilloporidae.